Messenger RNA from Myodes glareolus (Bank vole), 5981 nucleotides. Lineage: Eukaryota; Metazoa; Chordata; Mammalia; Rodentia; Cricetidae. The record is from RefSeq and is a predicted model, not a curated record.
GUAUCAUUAUUAGGAUUGGAAAUUUUAAGUGCCUUUGUGGAUAGAUUGUCAACACGAUUUAAAUCUUAUGUAGCAAUGGUUACCACAGCUUUAAUAGACAGAAUGGGAGACGCCAAAGACAGAGUUCGAGACGAAGCUCAGAACCUGACACUGAAGCUGAUGGAUGAGGUGGCACCACCUAUGUACAUCUGGGAGCAGCUGGCCUCUGGUUUCAAGCACAAGAACUUCCGAUCUCGAGAGGGCGUGUGUCUGUGUCUUAUUGAGACCUUGAACAUCUUUGGAGCUCAACCAUUGGUCAUCAGCAAGUUGGUGCCACAUUUGUGUAUCUUAUUUGGAGAUUCUAAUAGUCAGGUGAGAAAUGCUGCAAUAUCGGCUGUAGUGGAGAUUUAUAGACAUGUAGGAGAGAAGCUGAGGUCUGAUCUGUGUAAGAGAGACAUUGCCCCUGCUAGAUUAGAAAUGAUACUUGCCAAAUUUGAUGAAGUACAAAAUUCGGGCGGUAUGAUUUUGAGUGUCUGCAAAGAUAAAAGCUUUGAUGAUGAGGAAUCAGUGGAUGGAAAUAGACCGUCAUCAGCUGCUUCAGCCUUCAAGGUUCCUGCACCUAAGACAUCUGGAAAUCCAGUCAACAGUGGGAGAAAGCCUGGUUCAGCAGGUGGCCCUAAGGUUGGAGGUGCUUCUAAAGAAGGAGGGGCUGGAGCGGUUGAUGAGGAUGACUUUAUCAAAGCUUUUACAGAUGUUCCUUCUGUUCAGAUCUAUUCUAGUCGAGAACUUGAAGAAACGUUAAAUAAGAUCAGGGAGAUUUUGUCAGAUGACAAACAUGACUGGGACCAACGUGCCAAUGCACUUAAGAAAAUCAGAUCACUGCUUGUUGCUGGGGCUGCACAAUAUGAUUGCUUUUUUCAGCAUUUACGUUUGUUGGAUGGAGCGCUUAAGCUGUCUGCUAAGGAUCUCAGAUCCCAGGUGGUCAGAGAAGCUUGCAUCACUGUUGCCCACCUUUCAACGGUUUUGGGAAACAAGUUCGAUCAUGGCGCUGAAGCCAUUGUACCUACACUUUUUAAUCUUGUCCCUAAUAGUGCAAAAGUUAUGGCAACUUCUGGUUGUGCAGCAAUCAGAUUUAUUAUUCGGCAUACCCAUGUACCCAGACUUAUACCGUUAAUAACAAGCAACUGUACAUCAAAAUCAGUACCUGUGAGGAGGCGUUCAUUUGAAUUUUUAGAUCUGUUGCUGCAGGAGUGGCAGACUCAUUCACUGGAAAGACAUGCAGCUGUCUUGGUUGAAACUAUUAAGAAGGGAAUUCAUGAUGCUGAUGCUGAGGCCAGAGUGGAGGCAAGAAAAACAUACAUGGGUCUCAGGAACCACUUUCCUGGUGAAGCUGAAACGUUGUAUAAUUCCCUUGAGCCAUCAUAUCAGAAAAGUCUUCAAACUUACUUAAAGAGUUCUGGCAGUGUAGCGUCUCUUCCACAGUCAGACAGGUCCUCAUCUAGCUCACAAGAAAGUCUCAAUCGUCCCUUUUCUUCUAAGUGGUCUACAGCGAAUCCAUCAACUGUGGCUGGAAGAGUGUCAGUGGGAGGCAGUAAAACCAGCUCCCUUCCAGGAAGCCUGCAGCGUUCUCGAAGUGACAUCGAUGUGAAUGCUGCAGCUGGUGCCAAAGCGCAUCAUGCCGCUGGACAGGCUGUGCGAAGUGGGCGGUUAGGGGCCGGUGCCCUGAAUCCAGGUUCCUAUGCAUCGCUUGAGGAUACUUCUGACAAGAUGGAUGGAACAGCAUCUGAAGAUGGUCGGGUGAGAGCUAAGCUUUCUACACCACUUGCUGCUGUGGGGAAUGCCAAGACCGAUUCUAGAGGAAGAAGCCGGACAAAAAUGGUGUCUCAGUCUCAGCCUGGAAGCCGAUCCGGGUCUCCAGGAAGAGUUCUAACCACAACAGCCCUCUCUACUGUGAGCUCUGGUGCUCAACGGGUCCUGGUCAAUUCGGCUUCAGCUCAGAAGAGAAGCAAGAUCCCAAGGAGCCAGGGCUGCAGCAGAGAGGCCAGCCCAUCUAGGCUUUCAGUAGCCCGAAGCAGUCGGAUUCCUCGCCCGAGUGUGAGUCAAGGCUGUAGCCGGGAAGCUAGCAGAGAGAGCAGCAGGGACACAAGCCCAGUCCGUUCUUUCCAGCCCCUGGGUCCGGGAUAUGGGAUCAGCCAGUCAAGCCGGUUGUCAUCCUCCGUUAGUGCCAUGCGAGUCCUAAACACAGGCUCCGACGUGGAGGAAGCGGUAGCUGAUGCCUUGCUCUUAGGAGACAUACGGACUAAGAAAAAACCUGCUCGAAGAAGAUAUGAAUCAUACGGAAUGCACUCAGAUGAUGAUGCCAACAGCGAUGCUUCGAGCGCAUGUUCAGAACGCUCCUAUAGCUCUCGAAAUGGUAGUAUUCCUACCUACAUGAGACAGACAGAAGACGUGGCAGAAGUUCUCAACAGAUGUGCUAGUUCCAAUUGGUCAGAAAGGAAAGAAGGCCUCCUGGGUCUGCAGAACUUGUUAAAAAACCAGAGAACACUAAGUCGAGUUGAACUGAAAAGAUUAUGUGAAAUUUUCACGAGAAUGUUUGCUGAUCCUCACGGCAAGAGAGUGUUCAGCAUGUUUUUGGAGACUCUGGUAGAUUUCAUACAAGUCCACAAGGAUGAUCUUCAAGAUUGGUUGUUUGUGCUGCUGACACAGCUGCUGAAAAAAAUGGGUGCUGAUUUGCUUGGUUCUGUUCAGGCAAAAGUUCAGAAAGCCCUUGAUGUUACAAGAGAAUCAUUUCCAAAUGAUCUUCAAUUUAAUAUCCUAAUGAGAUUUACAGUUGACCAGACCCAAACACCAAGCUUGAAGGUGAAGGUCGCUAUCCUUAAGUACAUAGAAACUCUGGCCAAGCAGAUGGAUCCAGGGGAUUUUAUAAAUUCCAGUGAAACUCGCCUGGCAGUGUCCCGGGUCAUCACUUGGACGACAGAGCCCAAAAGCUCUGAUGUUCGAAAGGCAGCACAGUCAGUGCUGAUUUCUUUAUUUGAACUCAAUACCCCAGAGUUUACAAUGUUACUAGGAGCUUUACCAAAAACUUUCCAAGAUGGUGCUACUAAACUUCUUCAUAAUCACCUUCGAAACACUGGCAAUGGGACCCAGAGUUCCAUGGGGAGUCCUUUGACAAGACCUACGCCUCGUUCCCCAGCCAACUGGUCCAGUCCUCUUACUUCUCCUACUAACACAUCACAGAAUACAUUAUCUCCAAGUGCGUUUGAUUACGACACAGAAAACAUGAAUUCUGAGGACAUUUACAGCUCCCUUAGAGGUGUCACUGAGGCAAUCCAGAAUUUCAGCUUCAGAAGCCAAGAAGACAUGAGUGAACCACUCAAGAGGGAUCCUAAAAAAGAGGAUGCUGACACAAUAUGUGGUCCUGGGAUGUCAGAUCCACGAGCAGGAGGUGAUGCCACUGACUCCAGCCAGACAGCUCUUGAUAAUAAAGCAUCUUUGCUCCAUUCAGUACCACUUCACUCCUCUUCACGUUCUCGUGAUUAUAAUCCAUAUAACUAUUCAGAUAGCAUCAGUCCCUUCAACAAGUCUGCCCUCAAGGAGGCCAUGUUUGAUGAUGACGCUGACCAGUUUCCUGACGAUCUUUCCUUAGACCAUUCUGACCUAGUUGCAGAGCUGUUGAAGGAACUGUCUAACCAUAAUGAACGUAUAGAAGAAAGAAAAUUUGCCCUCUACGAACUCAUGAAGCUAACCCAGGAAGAAUCUUUCAGUGUUUGGGAUGAACACUUCAAAACAAUAUUAUUGUUAUUGCUUGAGACUCUUGGGGAUAAAGAGCCUACAAUCAGGGCUUUGGCAUUAAAAGUUUUAAAAGAAAUCUUAAGGCAUCAACCCGCAAGAUUCAAAAACUAUGCAGAACUGACUGUCAUGAAAACGUUGGAAGCCCAUAAAGAUCCUCAUAAAGAGGUGGUGAGGUCUGCUGAGGAAGCUGCCUCCGUCUUGGCUACUUCAAUUAGUCCAGAGCAGUGCAUCAAAGUGCUUUGUCCAAUCAUACAAACUGCUGACUACCCAAUUAAUCUGGCUGCAAUCAAAAUGCAAACAAAAGUGAUAGAGAGAGUAUCCAAGGAAACUCUUAACAUGCUCUUACCAGAGAUCAUGCCAGGUCUAAUCCAGGGUUAUGAUAAUUCAGAAAGCAGCGUCCGGAAAGCUUGUGUCUUCUGCCUGGUAGCUGUUCAUGCGGUCAUUGGUGAUGAAUUAAAGCCACAUCUCAGUCAACUCACUGGCAGUAAAAUGAAGCUGCUGAACCUUUACAUCAAACGUGCACAGACGGGCUCUGCAGGAGCUGACCCUACUACUGAUGUGUCUGGACAAAGUUAGUGCUGCAGGUGGAGCCUCCCAGGUCUCUGAAAAGGCAACUGCCCGCCCUCCUCAAGGAAAGGAAACUCUCAAGUACAGCUUUGGGGACUAAGCUACCCUUUCCCAGUUCUAGCUUUUUGUUUUGUUCCGUUUUGUAUUUUCUGUAACAGAGGGUGUCCUCAGUCUGCAUGUGACUUUAUGAUAGUUAUUCCAAAUUCAGGAAGAGCAGUAUUAACAUCAGUUGAUCAGUACAAAGUAAUUUUUUAAUCUAAUUCACCAUUUCACAUGUUUGUACUUCUUUGUCUUCCCAUUAACCUUUGCCAGUGUUAUGAUUGUAUAAAUUUUUUUAAAUACUGGUUAAACAGGAAUGCUUCAGGCUUUAAAAGUUUAACAGUCUAAACUUUUAAUUUUGCCUUUGUUCAACUGCAGAAUAUUUUUAUUGCUACUUUGAGUUUUGUUCCGUAUCAUGUCCUAUGCUAGAAAUAUUGACAAUGAUGUGAGACAAAGCAGGGCUACUUGGAACUCCAGCCAGACUCCGUUGAUGUGGCGGUGGUACGUGUCAUUAGCUGCGACUUCUUUGGGAUGACCUCAAAGAGAAAUAUCAUAGAAUCAGCCAGUUCUGUAAGACUGAUGGUGUCUUUGGUUCUUGAUCUUGCCACCUUUGUUCAAAGCCCCUUCUCUGACCCCGUAAGAAAGCUGCACCAAAUCACCUGCCUGGGUUUCCAUGGGAAUUAUUAAAAUGGAAGGUUUUGUUGCAGAACUUUUUGGUUUAUCUUUGUUGUGAAUGAUGCUUUUUGUUGUAUUUAUUAAUAUCAAAUUCACUUAUGAAUAGACUUGAUAAUGGAAACAGAUGAGAAAAAUCAAGUGCAUGUGUGUCUUUGACUGUCUUCUGUUUCUUAGUUGAUAAACUAAUUAUUGCCAUGGGAGUCAACUAGCACCUUUUUGUUGAAUGAUGGAACCUGGUUUCCUUUGACCAUGAACUUGUCCUAUGAAGACACUGAUCCUGAUGAGAGAGAAGAUGGUGCCGAGGCUCUUGUACAAUGGGCUCACACUUUCUACCUCCUCAGGGCUGACACUUUAACUGACUCGCUGCCUGUAGUGUCUUGGAAAACUACUUUAAGGUGAUGUUUUGUUACCUUCCAACAUUUUUUUUUAAAUCACUUCUGCUAAAGCUAUUAUUUUUAUGUGCAGCCAGCUUUUAAAUAUUACCAGUUUGGGUAAAAGACCAAAUUAGGUAAUUUGGAACCAGGAUACUAUUGAUUUCUCAUCUUGACCUUUUGUUUUGUUUUGUUUUGUUUUUUGUUUUUUUCUAAUCCUCACAUAAGGUGAAUUUGACUGGAAAGCAAAUGACUGUUAGGGAAGCAGUUUGCUAUUGUUACAGAGUUAUCUAUACUUUGUUCAGAUGAAAAAAAAUUGUAGAAAUGUAUGUAAAGAACUUAAGCCAAGAGAACUGGACGGACGAUUGGUUGUAGACUUUUCCCUUCCUUUGUUUUUGUUCUGUUCUAGCAGCAAGGAAAAGAUAUUGCUCCAUAUUCUCCCCUACCUGUAACAGUUUUGUUUUCUGCUGUUAAUGACAUUGUGUAUUUAUAGUUCUAUGCUUACUGUUGUGCAUAUACUGGCAAUAAAACUGUACAUAACAUUACUUGAAAACCUUA